Molecule: messenger RNA, 787 nt
Organism: Saccostrea cuccullata (small rock oyster)
Lineage: Eukaryota; Metazoa; Mollusca; Bivalvia; Ostreida; Ostreidae
Product: P2X purinoceptor 7-like
Exons: 4
Coding region: 140-598 (152 amino acids)
Source: RefSeq, a predicted model, not a curated record
GGCAGAGGGCGUGGGAGAGGAAGACGCCCGAGGGGAGUUAGGACAAGAGGUGGGCGAGGUGGAAGAGGAGUAGGUGCCCGCAGAAGAAUCGCCGAAGAAACUGUUGCUGAAAGACUUGCAGCUGAAAGGGAGCAGCGAGAUGCUCAUCUUAGGGAAACCAUAUCUAAUCUUGAGGAGGAUAACGAGGAACCUUGUUCAAGCUAUAUGUAACAGGGACCCAACAUUUGUCGUUGACAUUUUGAAUGAGGCUUCCCAAAAUGAAAGGAGGCAAGGGUACCACCCACAACCGUCAGAUGGCAUACCAAGCUGGUGUACCUGCAACCACUGCAGAGAGAUGCCAUCCGAAAUUGAAAAACUCUGUUGUGGACAGACUCCAUUAAACUGCUACUCAAUUGUAUCAGAUUUCCAAAGGGUUGUCCUUGAUGACCUUGUACUGGUUGUUGCCCGACGUUACCGUGAAGACAUUUUUGCAGCUGCCCCUGAUGCAGAUAUCAACAGAGGGAACAGACAUGCAGCCUACCGCCAAUUUAUCCUCUGGCAUCAUGGUCAUCUAGGUGCAAGAAAUAGAAGGGUGAUUUCCAGUUGUUGUGUAUGGUGAAUAAGGGACAAGUUCCCAGAUGCGUUUGGACAAUAUAGGGGCUUCAUUGGAGGACGACUUGGAUAAAAAACCUUGACUUCUGCUCGACAACAAGCUGUUCAGUGGGAGGGGGUGGGAUUGGAGCCAGAUGAGAUGACAAUCUUCUUGGAUCAUCUACCUCCAGCACCACGGGUUGGUUCAUCCCUACUU